Messenger RNA from Plasmodium relictum, 5421 nucleotides. It is a transcript of the gene RON2, whose product is annotated as rhoptry neck protein 2, putative. The coding region runs from base 1 to 5421 and encodes 1806 amino acids. The transcript has a single exon. Lineage: Eukaryota; Apicomplexa; Aconoidasida; Haemosporida; Plasmodiidae. The record is from RefSeq and is a predicted model, not a curated record.
AUGUUAAAAUUUUUUAUUUUUAUUUUACUUCUAUAUUUAUACGUUGAUUUUAUAUUAUCAAACGAAGAAAAUAGAAAUACAAACAAUGAUGAUUCGAAAAAGAAUGAAAGCCCCACUUUUAAGGAGAAUGAAGAUGCAAAAGUUAUCUUUUAUAUGCCUAAUUCUACAAAAGACAACCAACAAAAUGACAAUGAAACAAGAAGAGCGUAUAUUAAUGCAAAUAAAGGAACUCAAUCAAGCUCAUUGAAAAAUUCACAAAAAAAUGAAGGAAAUGAAAUAAUAUAUGAUAAAAAAAUACAUUCCAGCUCUGAUGAUUCACAUGAUAGUUUGGAAAGAGAAAAAUAUAGAGAACAACAAAAAUUACAGUUACAGAGAGAAUAUAGUGAAUUGAGUGAAGAUGAUGCUAGAAAAUUUAGAGAAAGAAAUCAAAAAAGAAUGAAAGAUAUGAAAACAAUUUUAAAAAAAAAAAUGGAUAAAAAAAAGGAUUUGAAAAUAAAAGGAUCUCAAACUACAAUGUAUAAUUUAAGUAAAGCAUCACAUUCUGGCGAUUCAGUGGCAGGAAAUAAAUCUGGUACUGAAUCAGAUAGUGAAUCAGAUAGUGAAUCUAGCAGUGGAUCUAGCAGUGAGUCUAGCAGUGGAUCUAGCAGUGAGUCUAGCAGUGGAUCUAGCAGCGAAUCUAGCAGUGGAUCUAGCAGUGGAUCUAGCAGUGAGUCUAGCAGUGGAUCUAGCAGCGAAUCUAGCAGUGAAUCUAGCAGUGAAUCUAGCAGUGAAUCUGAUGGUGAUGUACAACAAAGAAUUAUACCAUAUGGGGCACAUAAAGAAAUGAAUGAAAAUGAUAGAAAAAGAAGAUAUUUAUCUAAUUUAAAAAUAAGAUUAGGGGGAGGAAAAGGAAAAUAUGUAGUAAACAAAGAACUUAAUAAAGAAAAAAGUAUACAUCAUGGCACUAAUGGUUCUAAUGGUUCUGAAAGCUAUGGAGGAGGUAGUCAUGGAGGAAGUCACGAUGCUAGCUAUAGUAUACAACAUGGAACUAAUGGUUCUAAUGGUUCUGAAAGAUAUGGAGGAGGUGGUUAUGGAGGAAGUCACGAUGCUGGCUAUAGUAUGCAUCAUGGAGCUUAUAUUAAUGGAAAUAAGAAAAAUGACAAGAAAAGAAUUGAUGGCAAUAAUGAGAGUGAAUAUGAAAUUAGAAGAGGGACAGAAGAAGGUAAUGGAAAUAAUAGUAGUAUUAGAUCAGAUAUUGAUAAAGAAAAACAUGAAUUAGAUGAUAUUCAUAGUAAAAAAGAAAUGAAUAAUUAUAAAGGAGGUGAUAAUGAGCAUUUUAAGAAUCGUGCUUAUGAAAUUGAGAAAGAUCUGAAUUCAGGAGCAUAUUCAAGGAGCAAUUUAAAAGAUAAGAAUCAAAUAGAAGAAGGAAUAUAUAGAGCAGAUAAAAAUGGAUUUAAAUCAUCUGAUUCCAAAAAUUCAGGUAGUGAAGCAAUGGAUAGCUAUUGUGAGGAUAAUGGGCAAGAUAUUUCAAUAAAAGAAAAAAUGUAUAAUUCUCGUGGAGAGAUAGGAAAUCAUGGCUCAGAAGAUGUAAAUGGAAAUGAUGCAAAUUUAAAAUCUAAGUAUGAAAAUGUGAACUAUCAUUUUUCAAGUUAUAUGAAUUAUAAUAGUAGAGAAUUUUUGUCAUCAAAUAGUUUAGAAUUAAAUAAAAUGAUUGGAGAUGGUUUUUUAAAAGAAAUGAAACAUUACUGCCGCCUUAAUGCACCUUCACAAAAAACUGGAAAUUAUAUUGAAAUAUCUUUUGAGUUUUCUAGAGCAUUAGAAGAAUUAAGAAAGGAAAUGAUAGUUAAUUUAAUGACAAAUAAACAAGUAGGAAAAAAAAAAAUUUAUAGCAUUUUACAUAUAAUUCAGAACUCUGCAAAUGAUCAAAACUCAUCCAAUAAUAAUCAAAUAUAUGAAGAAGAUGAUUUUGCUACUAAAGCUAAUUUUUUCCGAAAUGAUAAUGACAAUCCGUUAAGUGCAAAAUACAACAAGAUUAUGGAACAAUAUCUAUGUCAUUUAUUUAUGAAUAACCCAGGAAAAAAUUUAUUAGAUAAAUUGUACUAUCACAAUUUAGCUUUAGGAGAACUUAUAAAGCCAAUAAGAAAAGACUAUAGAAAUUUGGCAUCUAGCUCUAUUAGUUUCAAUUAUGAAUUAUAUAUAGCAUCAUCAAACAAUAUUUAUCUCUUAGCACAUAUGCUACUAUUAUCUUUGGCAUACCUUUCAUUUAACGAUUAUUUUGUUUCAGGAAUCAAGUCCUUUUAUUCAUUGGAAACACUUAUCUUGGCUAAAUCUGAUUUUACCUUUUUUAUGCUUAACGAAAUGUGUAAUAUUUAUUAUAAACCCAAAAAAUUUUUUAAAAAGGAUAUAACCUUUAUUCCCAUUGAAUUGAGACCUAGAAGAUUUACAACAUUCAUUGGUGAAAAAAAAAUGACAUGUGAUUUAUUAGAAUUAGUACUAAAUGCUAUUACACUUAUAAAUAUUUAUGAAUUAGAUAACACUUUUAGCAAUAAUGAUAUUUUAGGAUAUGAAAAUUCUUUAUCCUUUUCAGUUAGUGCAAUAAGAAUAUUUUCAAAAGUAUGCCCAAGGGUAAGUUCAUCUAAUAUGUUAAAGUGCGAAUUUGAAGAAUCCUCCUUAUAUAAAAAAGAAAUUAAAAAAACAGACAUAAGAGAAAAAGAAAAUCAAAAGAAUUUAAAAAAAGCUUUUGAUUUGUUAAGAACAUUUGCUGAAAUAGAAAAUAACUCUUCUAAAAGUGAACCAAAUCAUUCUUAUGUAAAACUUAUAAUGGAGCAAAAUAAGUAUACUGAAUUUUACAAAUACUUGUUAUGGUAUGAUAGUAGGCAACUUAUAAAAAUAAAUAAUUCACAAGAAAAUAAAAAGAAAGAUAAUAAAAUAAAAUUUAUAUAUGAUGAAUUCGUGAAAAGAGGUGAAAGAUUAAAAAAAAAAUUAGUUGAUUCUGAUUCAAGUUAUAAAGUAAAGAAUAAAGCAUUAUCAGUUUUUUAUGGAUUAAUUGACAGAUAUGCGAGUUUUUUAACUAAAAGUGAAAGAAUAAAGAAAUUAUUUUUGAAUGAUGUAAGCUCCAUUCGCCAUUAUUUAUAUUUGAAUGGUGUACAUUCUACAUCAUCCAAAUCAUAUUUAGAAUCUUCGAAAAAAUUAUUAAUACAGUUAGAAGAAACGACAAAUUCUCCUUUAAAAUUUAUUGUUAGAGGAAAUUAUAUAGAACAUUUAAAUGAGAUUGCGAGAAAUGAAAAUUUGUUUUACGUAAAUUUAUUUAUAUUAUCAGUUCUUUCAGUGAAAGAUCCUGUUUCAUAUUAUUAUAAUGAAAAAAAAAAAAUGCAAGCUGUAACCCUUUCUGAAAAGUUUGCUUCCUCAACGUCUACACUAAUUCCCCAUAAACUUCGUAGAUUAGUAGUAACUUUAAAAAAAGGUAUUUUAAAAAAAAAAUUGCUUACUACAUUGGCUAAAAUAAAAUUGUUGCAACAUAUACCUGCAUAUUUAUUAGAAUAUAUUACUUCAUCCAUCCGUUUUACUACACAUACUAUUGCGACUAUGCAAAUUAUUCAAAACGCUAAACUAAUGUCAAAAGAUAAACUUUCUCAGAAUGAUAAAAAUGUUUUUUUUGCCAAACAAAUAUUUACUAAUGGAGGAUUUCCAAGUUAUGCUGAUAAAUUAAUAUCAAAAUGGAAUUCAGAAGGUUUUGAAGAAUAUAAAAGAAAGCAAAUUGAAAAUCAAAAAAUGGAAAAUUCAGUUGAAAAGGAAUUAAAGGACUCUUCAAACGAAAAUAUGGAUGAUUCCAUGGAAAACGAAGACACCAAAAAAAAAAUGGAAAAAAAAGAACUAAUAGAACAAAAAGAAAGAGAAAAAAAAGAGAUAAAUUUAUUUUUUAGCGAAAAUGAUAAAUGGGAUCUAUAUUUAAAUAAAGAAUUAGCAAGAACUCUAGGUUUAUGGUUGGAUCUUAAUUCUAAUUCCCCUAGAACCAAUGGCUUUGUUCAUAAAUUAGUAGAGGAUAGCAAAUUUCUAUUGGAAAGUAAUAUUGAAGAUAAUAUAAUAUUUUCAAGAACAGUUAAACCCACUAAACAAACCGCAUUUAGAAAAUUUUUUAAUAAAAUAAUUUCUCUUGGAAAUAUGCUUUUAAGGAAACCUAGUUUUAAAGUAGAGCACGCGUUAUGGUUUGGUGCAGUUAUAGACAUAAAAAAGGUAUUCAUCUUAUUAGAGAAAGUAAGUGAAUUACAUAAAUUAAUGCACGACCAGGAGGGAUCUUGGUUGAUUAAUGAAGCAUUUAUUGAAAUAGUGGAUCAUAUAGUUAAUAUAAGUACAUAUAAACAUUUACGAGAACCCUUUGGUGUAGCUAGAAACCCAGGUAUGAUGGCUAUAAAUCCAAGGUACGCCACUUUACCUCACGAGGAAAGACUUAGAGAAUUUCAAAAUUCUAUGUGUGCCGAUCAAUGCUCCUCAGUGUGGAAAGUUAUUUCAUCAUUUGCAUUACAACAUAUGAAAAAUCCUGAUAGCUUGAAAACUUACGAAGAGAAAUUUUCUAAGAAUGCUUUUGGAAAUAAAAUUAGUGAUAAAGACUUUGUUCACAGUUUUAAAAUGAUUAUUGGGGGUGAUGCUGCUUUGCAUUAUUUCGAUAAUAUGCUUUCCAAAUCAAUGAAGAAGGAAUUAAAAGCCAUGAAAUAUGGUGUAUCUUUGACAUCAGCAUUUUCACUUAAGUUAACUAAAAUUAUUCUUACGCAGAUGCAAUUACCUUACUUAAGUCAAAUGUUUUAUGUGCAAGCUCCUUAUUUUGGUCACUUUAUUGGAAAAUGGCAAAGGGAAAGACAACAAAGUAGAAUGAAAGAAAUAUUAUCAUUUAUGACACUUGGGGCUUUGUCUGCUUACACAAUGUUAAGUGCAAUGGAUAUAGCACAACAUGCUAAUGAUAUUGGAAUGGGCCCACCUACAAGUUGUUUUGCUACUACUUAUCCACCACCAAAAACAUUAUGUUUUCCAUUAGAUGUUAGCACUACAAUAGCUAAAUCAACUGAAACUGCUAUGAAAAGUGUUUUCUCUGUUGGACUUUUUGCAUCAAUUGGUCCUUAUAUGUUCGUUCCUAUGGCUGGUUUAGCUGUAUGGAAUAUUUUAAAAUCAGAAUUCAAAGUUCUACAAAGAAUUGAUAUGGCUUUAAAAAACGUUUUUAAAAACUUAUGGAAAAAAUUUCUAUCAUUAAAAGGAAUAUCCAAAUUAAAAAAUAUUUUUAAGAGAAGGAAUAUUAUGAAAAAGAAAAUUAUAGAAAAUGCAGAACAUAAAAUGAAAGAAAUGAAAGAAAACCCAGAAAAUUUUGAAGCUCAUAAAAGGUCUAUAGAAAAGAUUCAUAACAGUUCUAAAGGAGGUUAUCAUUACAUAUCCUAUGCUAGAAUCCAGAUAUAA